AUGGCAUCCCGCAGGUCGAGGUCUCCAUCGACCCCUUCAGAGGGUGAGAUCAUCGAAUCAGGUUCAGAGACGAAGGCAACUACGUCGAAACUUCCUCUUAAUGGCAGCAUCGUUGACCGUCCCACCAGAGCUAGUCCUGCAUCCGUGACGCGGAGCAGAUCACCACGCCACCGGAGAUCGAGGACCAGGACCAGGUCGACCUCGCGUACGCGGUCCCGUUCUCCCUACCGCGAUUACAGAGGCUACAAGCGGCGCCGGGACGAUGACUAUGAUGAUUAUGACCAUGACGACCGGCGAUACCGACACGAACCACCCCGACGCGUCGGAUCCCGAUACGAUGACAGCCGGUACUACGGACGAGGUCAGCCCGACCGACGCGCACGGCCUUCCUAUUAUGACUACGACCGUGAAGAGCACUACGGCGAUGGCCUUCGAUAUAGCGACGAAUCUGAUCGCCGCAGAGAGAAACGCGCGCGCACGCGGAGCCGGUCGCCGUACCGCGAAGUUCGCAAGCCUAAGCAGUAUUCCGGGGAUGAGUGGGAGUCUCCGAGAGAUGAGAGUACUGCCUCUCGAAAUCGCAGGAGGGGGGCUUCUAUUGAACAGUCAGUGAGCGAGCGAGGGAACACUCCAGUCGUCGCUCAAGGUAUUAAGCAAGAUGCUGAAACUCAGAAACCUCAGGUGCAGCAAGCUUCUGCCACCUUACAUGCCCAUGUUGAUAGUGUGAAUGGGGCGUCCGAAAAUCACGACGAACAACCCCCAGCCGAACCCCUUGACGAAGCAGCCCAGUUAGAGGCCCGUCGCAAACGACGUGAAGCAAUCCGGGCUAAAUACCGCGGCCAAGCUACCCCGAUGCGUUUGCAGGCACUUCACAUCGGUGAAAGUAGUAGAGAUUCAUCCACUCCAGGUGCUGAUACUGCCGCAUCAGGCAGUGCUGUUUCUGAAGCAGCACCGUUGUCAGCACCUGAGACACCUGCUGAUAGUCCAGGGGAGUUGUUCUCUGACUUCAAAGUAGGCAAAGAUGCUGAUUUAAUGAACGGCGCACCGGUAAACGGUGUGGACAAAGAUGGUCCGUCUGCAGCAGACUACGACCCUACCUUGGACAUGAAAGCGGAGAGGGAGAGGCAUGAUAGUCGUGGUACUAAUGAGGAGUUGUCUGCGGCGUCUUAUGACGAGACGCAAACCUCCCGACAGGACAUCCUGCUCCCCGACGCUGUUCAACCCCCGCCUCAGCCCAAAGCGAAGGAUCCUUAUGACAUGUUCGCAGAGGAUGAUGACGAUGAUAUGUUCGCUGAAGACACGCAGGAGACUACGCAGCCAACGCAUGCAUCGGCUAAGUCGGCAGUCCCGCAGCCCAAAGAGCUCGACAUCAGUAUGAUGGACAACUGGGACGACCCGGAAGGAUAUUACAAUGUCCGGCUGGGUGAGUUGAUUAACGGGCGAUACCAUGUGCAGCAGAAUCUAGGCAAAGGCAUGUUCUCGUCGGUCGUACGCGCCACGGACUCCAAGACUGGUGGCUUGGUUGCCAUCAAGAUCAUCCGCCAGAAUGACACGAUGAAGAAGGCGGGCAUGAAGGAAAUCGGCAUCCUGGAGCAGCUCCACGAGGCCGAUCCGGAGGACAAGAAGCAUCUUAUCAAGUUUGAGCGGUACUUUGACCACAAGGGACAUCUGUGCAUGGUGUUUGAGAACCUGAGCAUGAACCUACGGGAGGUCUUGAAGAAAUUCGGCCGCGACGUUGGUUUGAACCUGCGAGCCAUCCGGGCGUAUGCCCAGCAGAUAUUCCUGGGACUCAGCUUGAUGCGGAAGUGCAACAUUCUCCAUGCGGACCUCAAGCCCGACAACCUGUUGGUCAACGAGCAACGCAACAUCCUCAAAGUGUGCGACCUGGGAUCGGCAUCCCCGGCGACGGAGAACGAGAUCACACCGUAUCUCGUGAGUCGAUUCUAUCGGGCGCCCGAGAUUAUUUUGGGAAUCCCGUACGACCACGCUAUUGAUGUGUGGUCGAUCGGCUGCACGUUGUUCGAGCUGUACACGGGCAAGAUCCUGUUUACGGGGCGCAACAACAACCAGAUGCUACGAUCUAUCAUGGAAUGCCGUGGCAAAUAUCCGCCGAAGCUGCUGCGGCGAGGGUCGCUGACGCCGAUGCACUUCGAUGACAUGCUUAACUUCUUGAGCAUGGAAGAGGAUAAGAUCACCGGGCGACCAGUCACGCGGGUGCUGGACUUCAAGAAGCCGACGCGGGACUUGAAGACCCGGCUAAUGGGAGGCAAGGAGACACGAGGCAUGACAGACAGUGAGGCAAAAGAGCUGGCCCAAUUUGUGGAUCUACUGGACCGAUGCUUGAACCUCAAUCCGGAGAAGCGGUGCACGCCGACAGAGGCGUUGAAACAUCCGUUUCUGUCUCGGCCCAAGGCGUAA
Molecule: messenger RNA, 2415 nt
Organism: Aspergillus luchuensis
Lineage: Eukaryota; Fungi; Ascomycota; Eurotiomycetes; Eurotiales; Aspergillaceae
Gene: PRP4
Product: putative serine/threonine protein kinase (Prp4)
Exons: 3
Coding region: 1-2415 (804 amino acids)
Biological process (GO): peptidyl-serine phosphorylation; mRNA cis splicing, via spliceosome; peptidyl-threonine phosphorylation
Molecular function (GO): ATP binding; protein serine/threonine kinase activity
Source: RefSeq, a predicted model, not a curated record